GAAACUUGCCGCGGGAAUCCCUCGGCAACUGUGCAAGGUCGGUCGGUUCCAACGAUCGCGACCAUCGUCCACGAUCAUUCUGCAUUUGUCUUGGCGCCGCCAACAUGUCGCCUUCCCUUUGCAACAAGAAGUCCACCGCAGACGACUGGAGCAAACUCGAGUACAAUGUCGGGUGGGGCAACCACUUCGCGUCGGAGUGCCUUCCCGGCGCGCUGCCGCAGCACAUGAACAACCCCCAACAGUGCAACUACGGUCUCUACUGCGAGCAGCUAUCGGGUACGGCGUUCACGCUUCCGCGCCACAGCAACCAGCGCACUUGGUUGUACCGUAUCUUGCCCCCUGUCGUGCACGCCGAGUACAUCAAGACGUCGUCGGGCGAUGUUGUCACGGACUUUUCCAAGGAACACACGACACCUCAGCAACUCCGUUGGGGUCCUAUGGAGUUCCCUGCCUCGUAUGAAUCUGUUGACUUUGUCCAAGGGCUCAAGACAAUGGGUGGUGCCGGCGACCCGACAUUGAAGGCGGGUAUGGCCGUCCACAUGUACGCCGCGAAUGCGUCGAUGGUGGACAAAUGCUUCUACAACUCGGACGGCGAUUUCCUCGUCGUGCCACAAGAAGGUUCGCUACGCAUCCUCACGGAAAUGGGCAAGCUCUUGGUUUCCCCGCACGAAAUCGUUGUUCUUCCGCGCGGCAUCCGCUUCACCAUUGACGUCGACGGUCCCGUCCGCGGCUACGUCUUGGAAGUGUACAACCGCCAUUUUGUCCUCCCGGACCUUGGCCCGAUUGGCGCCAACGGUUUGGCCAACCCCCGCGACUUUGAGCACCCCACCGCGUGGUACGAAGACCGCGACUGCAACUACACCGUCGUGACCAAGUUUGCUGGCGAGAUGUUCUCGGCCAACAUGACGUUCUCGCCCUUCAACGUCGUGGCUUGGCACGGAAACUACGUGCCGUACAAGUACAACUUGGACCACUUUUGCACGAUGAACGCAGUCAGCUACGAUCACCCGGACCCGUCGAUCUACACUGUUUUGACGUGCCAAACAGACGAACCAGGCUGCGCCGUCGCUGACUUCGUCAUUUUCCCGCCCCGAUGGAUGGUCCAAGAGAAAACGUUCCGUCCUCCUUACUACCAUCGCAACCACAUGACCGAAUUCAUGGGCAUGAUCUACGGCCACUACGACGCCAAGACGGACGACGGAUUCGUGCCUGGGGGAGCAUCGCUGCACAGCUGCCACACGGCCCACGGCCCAGACACAGAAACGUUUCUGGCGGCGUCGUCGGCGGACUUGAAGCCCGUCAAGUUUGACGGCGGGUUGGCUUUCAUGUUUGAGUCGACGUAUCUCAUGAAAGUGACAAAUUACGCGAUGACGUGCCCACAAAUGGACCACGAGUACUACAAGUGCUGGCAGCCGCUCCCCAAGCUGUUCAACCCACUCAAAAAGUAAAUCGCCCUGUAGACUCGUCAAUGCCAGUUUUCUAUAUAUACCGUCAAUUCCCUCACUGCACGAACGGUUGCCAUGAUGACACAGCGGCAAGAAAUAUCAUCCGAUUACCCACCAAAUAUACAUAUGCAAGCCA
Aphanomyces invadans is the source of this 1581-nucleotide messenger RNA. Its product is annotated as homogentisate 1,2-dioxygenase. The transcript has a single exon. Gene Ontology annotation, molecular function: homogentisate 1,2-dioxygenase activity. Gene Ontology annotation, cellular component: cytoplasm. Bases 105 to 1448 code for a protein of 447 amino acids. The record is from RefSeq and is a predicted model, not a curated record. Lineage: Eukaryota; Oomycota; Saprolegniomycetes; Saprolegniales; Verrucalvaceae. Gene Ontology annotation, biological process: L-phenylalanine catabolic process.